GUAGCAAACCAUUCACCAGUCAUCGUAUGCUUAAACUCUCAAAAUGUUAGACGUGGAAUUCUUCGACUGAAGUUUCUAAAUUGAGUGAUGAUAAUAAUAAUGUUGUAAUGUAGCGUUAAUUAAUAUCAGGAGCAUAAAAUGUGUGAAAAUGAAUGUUCGGAAUAUAUUGAAGACCCAUAUAUACCAAAGUUAGAAAACUGUGUUACCCCUUCUUUAGAUGAAAUUACUGAGUGUGAUCACAAAUGUGUAGAUAAUUGUAAUAACUGUGAAUGGCCAGACGAUACUGAAUUUUUCUUAAGGUCUUUGACUUUAGAUCAAAUUUUUUUUGAUGUUCCUGCUUUUGACGAUUUGCAGGAAUUACAGGUUGUUGAAACGGAAUUCGGAAAACAAGUUAAAAAUAUAAAUCAAUCUAGAACAUUAUCAAUUGCGAAAGGAUGGCGAUUGAAGUUCUUCACCAAAAAAACUGUAAGAGACGUUAAAGUGACCUUCACCGAUUUUUCAAAGCCAUAUUUAGCAAGAAUUUCAAGCAGUGAAAAUUAUAAGAAGUUCUUAAACAUUGGAGAUAAUAUAGGCAAAAUGUCAGAGCCAGUUUCUCCAUCAUCUGUGGCAUCAGCAGACAUUGCUGCUGAAUUUGCAAAGCUGACCACUGAAGAGCAGGAAAAGCAACGAGCGGAAUGGAGCCAGGAACUCGCUCGUGUUGAAGAGGAAAUCAACACCCUAAGAACAGUUUUAGCCUCAAAAGUUCGUCACGCAUCCGACUUAAAACGGAAAUUGGGAAUUACAGUUUGGAAAGAGAUAACUGACGACAUGAAUCAAGGCAUCAAAACUGUAAAAGAAAGUCAAGUUUAUCACACGGUUGAAACUAAGGUCGGGGAAAUUGCUAAAGCGGUUCACGAUGCCCCAAUAUAUCAAAAGACGGAAUCGGUUUUAAAGUCAACGAGUGAGAAAGCGUCAUCGAUUUUCGGUGGAUUAACCAGCGGGAUUUCAAGCAAGAUUUCACAAAUUAAGAAUUCCGAGUCAAUGCGAUCAAUAGAGGACAAAGUAGGAUCAGCAUAUGAGAACGUGAAGACAAAAGUUACAACCUCACGAUCUAAUUCGGUGUCUAGCUUUAAUGAAGCCUUGAACGAAACUCAUGGAGCAUCCCAGUCCUCGCCGUCUAAUUCAGAAGCAAAGCCAAUUUCCUAAACGUUUCUUUUAGCAGUUUUAUGGCAUUCCAAUGAACUUGUUUGAUGUUUUAUAAAACUUUGUCAUUUACUGAUUAUUCAUACAAUAUCUUUUGAAGAUUCAAUUGAUUCUUUGUAAAAAAAGGAAAAGAUAACCCCUCCAGUUUCUAUUUGUUUCUACUUCCUUCGGUAAUAUUUUGGAUUGGAAUACUAUUAAUAGAUGUACAUUAACGGUCUAUUUUGCAGCUUGUUAUUCAGAUAUAGGAGAUGAUUUCAUUGCAAUUAAAAUAUAUAUUAUGGAGCAAAA
This is a messenger RNA of Hermetia illucens (black soldier fly), 1470 nucleotides long. RefSeq lists its product as uncharacterized. The record is from RefSeq and is a predicted model, not a curated record. NCBI's taxonomy places the organism in Eukaryota, Metazoa, Arthropoda, Insecta, Diptera, Stratiomyidae. Gene Ontology annotation, cellular component: cytoplasm.